Molecule: messenger RNA, 1709 nt
Organism: Rhododendron vialii
Lineage: Eukaryota; Viridiplantae; Streptophyta; Magnoliopsida; Ericales; Ericaceae
Product: WAT1-related protein At3g02690, chloroplastic
Exons: 7
Coding region: 77-1246 (389 amino acids)
Cellular component (GO): chloroplast; membrane
Source: RefSeq, a predicted model, not a curated record
CUCUGAACCACAAGUUACUUCCCACUUCCCACUUCAUCAUCUUCUUCCACAUGACCGCAGCUCACCAAAACUGCCAAUGACGAUGGCAGUUUCACUCUCACCCCUUCUUUCCCCCUCAAUCCCCACUACUACUCGAAAUUACCCCAAAACCCUCCUCAACCGCAGCAACUCCCUCACCAUCAACCUCAACCGCGUCAAAUUUACCCCCAAUUGCACCUCCAAAGACACCCAACUCGAAUCCCCACCGUCCACCCAACUCGACUGCGUAGGCACCGGAACCGACGUCGAGUCCGAACCCGAAGACCCAUCAUCCGAAAGCCCAAAACUGCCGGACGAAUUGUCGUUGGUGGGGGUAUUAUGGGAAUGGGGAUUGCUGGUGUCGCCGUUCUUUUUCUGGGGGACGGCGAUGGUGGCGAUGAAGGAGGUGUUGCCUAAGACGGGUCCGUUUUUUGUUUCCUCGUUUAGGCUGAUUCCGGCUGGAGUUUUGUUGGUUGGUUUUGCUGCAGCCAGAGGUCGGCCUCUUCCCUCUGGAGUCAUGGCGUGGUUGUCCAUUUCUCUGUUUGCACUAGUGGAUGCUACUUGUUUUCAGGGAUUUCUUGCUGAAGGUUUAGAGCGGACAUCAGCAGGUUUGGGCAGUGUGAUAAUUGAUUCUCAGCCUUUGACAGUGGCUGUACUAGCCUCCCUGUUAUUUGGUGAAUCCAUUGGGUUCGUUGGAGCUGCAGGACUUGUGCUCGGUGUCAUUGGCCUUCUACUUCUUGAGGUACCUGCGCUUUCUUUAAAUGGUAGCAACUUCUCACUGUGGGGGAGUGGAGAGUGGUGGAUGCUCCUGGCAGCUCAAAGCAUGGCAGUGGGUACGGUCAUGGUUCGCUGGGUUUCCAAGUACUCUGAUUCUGUUAUGGCCACUGGAUGGCACAUGGUAAUAGGUGGACUUCCCCUUGUAGUGAUCUCUUUUCUGAAUCAUGACCCUGCCCUCAAUGGCAGUUUUAUGGAGCUUACAUCCAAUGACCUUUUGGCACUCCUUUAUACUUCUCUUUUUGGAAGUGCCAUCAGCUAUGGUGUAUACUUCUACAAUGCUACACGAGGUAGCUUGACAAAGCUCAGCUCCCUAACCUUCCUAACUCCAGUGUUUGCUUCAAUUUUUGGGUACCUCUAUCUUGGCGAAACCUUCGCACCUGUGCAACUAGUCGGAGCUGUCGUUACUCUUGCAGCAAUAUACAUGGUUAAUUACAGGAACAGUUUGGAGUAACAAACAAAAAGACACAAGUAAAAUAGAAGGCAAGCUGGAUAUCCAGCUUUAAUUAUUGGCUCUUCUACGUUGUACCGGUCGCUGUUUACAUGCAUACGUGGAAGAACAGCAAGGCUUAUGUCUCACAGAUGAAAAGUGGAAACAGGGUUUGAAGGUACUUACCACCACACACCGGACAAUCCCACUGACUAUGAUAUGAGGUGUCGAUAUUGUGCAAUCAUUGGUAGGCAAGGCCUUCUUUGGGUUAAUUUGUUAUAGAGAUCUGUAUUGUAUUCUUUAUCAGUUCUUGAAUGGGAAAUGGACUGAAUGGGCUCAAGGUGGUUUCUGUACUGUAUAUUACCCAGAUAAUGCAAGCAUUUGUUGUAGAGAUCUGUAAUCAGUUCUUGAAUGGGAUGGACUCAAGUUGGUUUCUGUACUGUACAUUACCCAGAUAAUGCAAGCGUUUUCCAGAUGUUCUGCUGAA